AAGCAAUUUCCUCCCCCUUUCGGGCGAGGGCGCGCCCGCUUUCCUCCCAGUUGCAGAUGAAACUUGUUUUCUUGCUGCUCUUCUUCUGCUCCUCCACUGUCACGAGAAAUACAGAAAAUCGGUGAAAGAUCCGAAGAAAUGACUCCGGUAUCCCGUCUUCUGAGGCUCUUCUUCUUGUUCGUCUUCUUCCUGCUCGCUGCGAAGUCCACUGAGAUCGUCCGGCCGGAGGCCGCGAAGCUCCCCGACAGUGAAGCCGCUGCACUCAAAGCAGUUGCAACCAAGUUGGGAAAGAGGGAUUGGAAUUUCAGCGUGGAUCCAUGCUCGGGGAGUGGAGGGUGGAUGGAUUCAUCGAACAACAAUGUCACAUGUAAUUGUUCUUACGCAAACAGGACGGUCUGUCACAUAGUAAGCAUACAACUAAGCACACAAAACUUAACAGGAGUGCUGCCUGAGGAGCUGAGCAAGCUCACCCACUUAUCAAAACUACAUCUUGGAUCUAACUAUAUCAAUGGCACCAUUCCAGUUACUUGGGCUUCCUUGCCUUUGGUUACACUGGUGCUGUCAGGAAAUCGUUUGUCUGGCCAGAUCCCGAAGGAGCUUGGGAAUAUCACCACACUUCAAGGACUGGGACUUGAAGCAAACUUACUUGAAGGGCCACUUCCUCCAGAACUGGGUAACUUAGCCGGAAUGCAAAAGAUGUUCCUGAAUUCAAACAACUUCACAGGGGAGCUACCACCAGCAUUGGCCAAAUUAACCAACUUAAAUCACUUGCUAUACAGUGUACAAGACGAUAAUGAUUGUAGUAUGUGCAGCUGGAUCAGUGGGAGCAAUUUCACUGGGAAGAUACCUGAUUUCAUUAGAAACUGGACUCAGCUUCAGCUCUUGAUGAUAAUGGGUACGAAUAUGGAAGGUCCUAUACCUUCUAGCUUAUCAGUUUUGGAGAAUAUCACUGACCUGAGAAUUUCUGAUCUACAAGGUCCUGUCUCAAGUUUCCCGCCUCUGCAGAAAAUGAAAAAAUUGAAAAAAUUGAUACUGAGAAAUUGCAAACUUUCAGGCGAAAUUCCAUCAUAUAUCUGGACUAUGAAUGAACUGACACAUCUGGACCUCUCUUUCAACAGCUUAACAGGACAUGUCCCAGCUUCUUUGUCUAUUGAGGCAAGUCUAAAUGCAAUGUUCCUAAGGAACAACAAUUUGACUGGAACGUUACCUCUGUGGAUCCUCAGUAGCAAAAACAAUCUGGAUUUGUCUGUGAACAAUUUCACAGGAAAGGCUUCAUCAUCUUGUCCACAAGGGAAAUUGAACCUUGUGUCCAGCUUCUCUUCCACUGACAACUUUGUUGAUUCGUGCUUUAGGAAGGAUUAUCCAUGUGAGAUUGCAAAAUACUCUUCCUUGUUCAUAAAUUGUGGAGGGAAUCAGUACAAUGACAAUGAAAACAAAUACGAAGCAGAUCCAACACCAUUGGGAGAGUCCACAUACUAUCUUAGUACUGAAAGGAACUGGGCCCUCACCAGCACUGGGGCUUUCUUGGAUGUCUCUGAGAAUGAUACCCCUCUUACUUACAUAAUAGCCAACAAAAGCAGAUUGUCAAUGAAUGAUCCAACAUUGUAUAUGACAGCACGUACGUCACCGAUGGCAAUGACAUAUUAUGGUCUGUGCCUACAGAGUGGGAGUUACAAUGUCGGCCUUCACUUUGCUGAAAUAACUUUCACUGAUGACCAAACUUUUAGCAGCCUUGGUGAGCGUGUUUUUGAUGUAUCCAUCCAGAAUGAAAAAGUUCUAGAGAACUUUAACAUCGAAAGAGAAGCUGGUGGCCCUGGCAAGAAAAUCAUUAAAAGUUUCAAUGUUAACGUGACAAAAAAUACUCUUGAGAUCAGUUUAUAUUGGGCAGGCAAGGGGACAAUCAUGAUUCCAACUAGAGGAGUAUAUGGGCCUCUUAUUUCAGCAAUUUCAGUGACACCCAACUUUAAAGCUGAGACCAAGCAUGAACCUUCAGUUUUAAUGAUCGUGCUGAUUGUCCUCUUUGUUUGCCUCAUCAUCUUCCUUAUUUUAGUGAUCCUUCGGAUAAAAGGCUACCUUGGAAGCAGAGAAUCUGUGGAUGAAGAAAAUUUAGAACCUUGGGGGUUACAGCUGCAAACUGGGUAUUUCAGCCUUAAACAGAUAAAAGCAGCUACGAGGAACUUUCAUCCUGAGAACAAGAUAGGGGAAGGUGGAUUUGGGCCAGUUUACAAGGGAGUUUUGACAGAUGGUACUGCAAUUGCAGUUAAGAAGCUUUCAUCAAAAUCAAAACAAGGGAAUCGAGAAUUCUUGAAUGAGGUAGGCAUGAUAUCAGCUUUGCAGCAUCCAAAUCUUGUCAAUUUAUUUGGAUGCUGUAUUGAAGGGAAAGAAUUGAUGCUGAUAUACGAGUACAUGGAAAAUAAUUCCCUUGCACGUGCUCUCUUUGGACCAUGCGAGCAUCAGUUGUUAUUGGACUGGCCAACAAGGCAGAACAUUUGCGUUGGAGUAGCAAGAGGUCUAGCCUACCUUCAUGAAGAAUCUACGCUAAAGGUUGUUCACAGAGAUAUCAAAGCUACAAAUAUCCUUCUUGAUAAAGACCUCAAUGCUAAAAUUUCAGAUUUUGGCUUAGCAAGGCUUGAUGAAGGCGAUAAAACACAUAUCAGCACUCGAGUAGCUGGGACAUUGGGAUAUUUGGCUCCCGAAUAUGCUACGCGUGGACACCUAACAGACAAGGCAGAUGUUUUCAGCUUUGGAGUGGUAGCUUUGGAGAUUGUUACUGGUCGAAGCAAUGCACAUGCGAUGCCAAAAGAGGAUUUUGCCUUCCUUUUGGACUGGGCCUUUUUUCUACAAGAGAAGGGGAGCCUUUUGGACCUAGUCGAUCCAAGGUUAGGCUCAGAUUUAUCAGAGGAUGAGGCAUUAAGAAUGCUGAACAUCGCUCUUCUUUGCACCAGCCCCUCUCCCUCUCUCAGGCCGACAAUGUCUUCUGUUGUUGACAUGCUUGAAGGGAGAAUCCUGGCAAAAUCACCAACUCUGAGUAGUACUCUUGGCAAAGCUUCCCUGAGCAAUGCUUGGAGAUUCAGUAAUCCCUAUCUAGCCAGCAUCUCAAAGACCAGUGAAUCAUCAACUGGACCCCAUAGUAGUGGAUAUGGGUCAUAUGCAGGGUCAUUAACUUCAUCAGCCGACCAAAUGUAUACAGGCAGUCUAUGCUCCAUAACUGAGAAUGAGAUGUACCAUAUGCAUUCGUGAUGUCAAAACUGUCACACGAAUGUAGCUGUGGAUACAUAGGUAUGGAGCUUCUUAGAAACUUUCAAAUGUGUCUUGUAAAUGAGGAGAUAAUAGAAGUCAAGAGUACCAGUGGCAUGAUCAACACAUUGAAGUUUACCAGUUCUGUCAAUACUUUGUCUUCUUUGACUGGCAAUACUUCAAUUAAUUCCAUCUUCCGAUUGUCAUAUUUUCUGAGUAUAUGACCUACAUUUUCAUUCAAAACA
This is a messenger RNA of Nymphaea colorata (pocket water lily), 3482 nucleotides long. Its product is annotated as probable LRR receptor-like serine/threonine-protein kinase At1g53430. Gene Ontology annotation, biological process: protein phosphorylation. Gene Ontology annotation, molecular function: protein binding; protein kinase activity; ATP binding. NCBI's taxonomy places the organism in Eukaryota, Viridiplantae, Streptophyta, Magnoliopsida, Nymphaeales, Nymphaeaceae. The record is from RefSeq and is a predicted model, not a curated record. Bases 139 to 3240 code for a protein of 1033 amino acids. The transcript is spliced from 25 exons.